Cyphellophora europaea CBS 101466 is the source of this 1173-nucleotide messenger RNA. RefSeq lists its product as uncharacterized. Gene Ontology annotation, molecular function: hydroxymethylglutaryl-CoA lyase activity. Gene Ontology annotation, biological process: ketone body biosynthetic process; L-leucine catabolic process. The coding region runs from base 1 to 1173 and encodes 390 amino acids. The transcript has 2 exons. The record is from RefSeq and is a predicted model, not a curated record. NCBI's taxonomy places the organism in Eukaryota, Fungi, Ascomycota, Eurotiomycetes, Chaetothyriales, Cyphellophoraceae.
AUGAAACCAGCACGCCUCCUCCGCCACCAGGCACUACUACCUCGGCCCCACCCUCCUCGACCACGCACCUUCAGCACCACGCGCGCCGCCCUCGCCGACCAUGUAAGAAUAGUGGAAGUCGGUCCUCGCGACGGGCUGCAGAACGAGAAGACAUCGAUCCCGCUGCCCACCAAGCUCGACCUCAUCUCACGCCUGGUGCAGACGGGCGUUACGCACAUCGAAGCCGGCAGCUUCGUGCCCGCGAAAUGGGUGCCGCAGAUGGCGUCUACAUCAGAGAUCCUGGAAAGCAUCCUGGCACAGCCGCCACCGGCGCCGAAGGCCGUGCACUAUAACUACUUGGUCCCCAAUGUGCGGGGUCUGGAGAACAUGAUUAAGGUGCUGCAGUCGAAGGGCAAAGGGUCGGGAGGUGCUGCGGACGCGUACCCGACGCCGCCACCGAGUCCACACCCGGAGCAGGAGAGCGGUCAGGGCCCCAUUACAUCGACGGAGGAUCCGAACGCGAUGAGUUCGGAGCCGCCGGUGCAGGCGUCGCAGGCGAAUACGAGUGAGAUCUCGCUGUUCGCGGCGGCGACGGAGACGUUCAGUCAGAAGAAUACGAACUGCGGAAUUGCGGAGAGUAUGGAGCGGUGCAAGCCUAUCAUGGAGCUGGCGCGCCAGCACGGGAUACGGGUGCGCGGAUAUGUGAGUGUUGCGCUGGGGUGUCCGUACGAGGGCCCAGACACCGAUCCGCACAAGGUGGCCGAGCUGACGGCGACGUUGUUGGAGAUGGGCUGUGACGAGGUCAGUGUGGCGGAUACGACGGGCAUGGGUACGGCGCCGAAGACGAGGAAGUUAUUGCAGACGCUUAAAGAGGCGGGUAUCCUCAAUGAAGAUCUGGCGCUGCACUUUCACGACACCUACGGUCAGGCAUUGGUGAAUACGGUGGUCGGCCUGGAGCACGGGGUGCGGAUAUUUGAUAGUAGUGUUGGGGGUCUGGGAGGAUGUCCUUACAGCAAGGGAGCCACCGGCAACGUGGCCACAGAGGAUUUGCUGCACCUAUUGCACAGUCUAGGCUGUGAGACUGGUAUCGAUAUUGUCAAGAUGGCGGAGAUUGGCCGUUGGAUUACCGGAGAAAUCGGCAAGCCCAACGACAGCAGGGCCGGUAAAGCCACUCUAGCCAGACUGGAUAUGUAG